AUGGCCAACACCCAGCAGAAUCCGUGAGUCGAGCCCUCUCUUCAUCAUCCAGGAGCUGUGCAUGCGCCCAGAUCAAUUCUGCACCGACUUGAUAGCGCCAAUAGUGCGCCCAAGAACCGUUCAGGGCGCACCACGCAUGCCAUUCAGAGGCUACGGUAGUACCAUUCUGGCCACUUGUUAACCGCUUAGCAGGAUCUAUAGGCAAGAUCAAUUCCUCAAUACCCGCCCAGCGCCCGCUCCGCCGACAGAUCGCCCCAAGGUGACACUCACGCCCAAUGUGCAUCAAACGCCAGGCAAUCCAAACCUCAUGUACUCGGGUAAUGCCUCGAACAACUCGCUCAAUUCGCCUUCGCAGCACUCGCUCGGGCGAUCAGACACGAGCAAUGGCGACCUCACGGUCGUCAAGGAUGGCUGGGCCAAAGUCAAGGAAGAGGGCGGUGGUUUCAUGAAGGCGUUUUGGAACGAGCGAUUCCUCGUGCUGAGGGAGAAGCAGCUGGACUUCCUGAAAAACGCCAACAGCAGCAAGACUGCCAACACGAUCCUUCUGCGCGAUGUUUCGCAUAUCACGCGAUCAGAUAACUAUCCUUACAGCUUGGAACUCACCCGCGAGGGGAACAAGAUCUGGAUCCUUCGGUUUGACACCGAUACCGAUGUCUACAAUUGGAUGGACAGCAUAUACGACAGAUGCCCGCAAAUGGGCGGCGUCUCGCAUCCUACCGGCUUCUCGCACCGUGUCCAUGUCGGCUUCGAUCCCGUGACAGGAGGCUUCGUGGGCUUGCCCGUGGAGUGGGAGAGAUUGCUCAAGGGCUCGGCCCUGACGAAAGACGACAUGGCCAAAAAUCCACAGGCCGUGAUGGAGGUCCUGCAAUUCUACACCGACAAGCUCGCGGUGAGGAACGAUGACACGAAGAUGUACUCGUCUCUCACCCCAACCUCCGGCCUCGAGUCCAACCGAGAAAAGCAGCUGGGGUACGGUGGCGGCAACAACAUCGCUCCUCCGCGACCACAGCAUCCAGGUAUGAACAGGCAGGACAGCUAUCAAGCGGGUAGGAGUAAUACAGCGACUCCGCACAGUGGAUAUUCAAGCUCACGAGACCAACCAGCCGAUCGUCACGCUCCCUCCAAACGCGCCGACGCCGCUCCCCACACGCAGCAAUCGGACGAAGAGCGGAGGAUGAGACAGCAAGAGGAGAGCAGGAAGCGAGCGGACUCGGACAGACGGCGCAACGAGGAAGAGGAUCGCAGGAAAAGGCAGGAGCAGGAGGAUCGUGAAUACAAUGAAUCGCUACCCAAGAAUAAGGUCCCGCUCGCGAAACAAGAGAUCGGAGGGUAUGGAGGCGAUUCUUCUCGGGAUGCCAGUCCAGGCCAAGGUCAGAGCAGAUACAACCCAACUCGGCCAGCACCUCCGGCACCAUCGGGAAGCAAGAGCGGGCAACCGGGAAAUCAGCUUCCUCUGCGUAAUCUGCAGGCUCAGCGACCUGCUCCGGCACCACCAGGAUCUCAGAACGGUUCUUCGACGGCGACGCCGCAAAAGAAACUGGCUGCCAACGGAUCUUCGCCAUACGGCGCAAAGGCCCAAUCACCUCCAGCGGCCAAUGGCGAAGCCAAAAAGGAUGGAGCGCCCUUGACAAGGAAGCCUUCCGGCGCGGGCAACCAUCACAAACAGCCCUCUGCGGCAGGCCAGGUUAAGCCCCUCAAUGUCGCGACGAAGCAGCCCACGGGCGCGCCCAAGGAUCCCGUCAAGGCCGCAGAGCUCGCGCUUACGAAGAAAGACCCCAACGAGAAGCCGCAGAAGGAAGUGCGGAUGAGUGCCAUGUCUGAUGCACAGGUCAUGGACCGGCUGCGAUCCGUGGUGACCUUGUCCAAUCCUCUUGAGAGCUAUAACAAGCAGAAGAAGAUUGGUCAGGGUGCAUCGGGGUCGGUCUACGUCGCCCGGAUCCGGGAGAGUGCUCCAAGUCAGAUCGCCAAAGACUUGAUUCGUCAAUACGGUCCCAGAGCUCAGGUGGCCAUCAAGCAGAUGGAUCUUCGCUCUCAGCCCCGAAAGGAGCUGAUUGUCAAUGAGAUCAUUGUCAUGAAGGAAAGCCGACAUGACAACAUCGUCAACUUCUUGGAUGCCUUCUUGCAGGAGGAUACCUUCGAGCUCUGGGUCGUGAUGGAGUUUAUGGAAGGCGGUGCACUAACAGAUGUCAUUGAGAACAACGCAUCAAUCACAGAAGACCAGAUCGCUACAAUCUGUCUUGAGGUGAGUGGAUUCCUUGGAUCAUGAACAUAUCAAUCGCUGACAUCUCCCAGACUUGCAAGGGUCUCAUCCAUCUGCACGCACAGAACAUCAUCCACCGAGACAUCAAAUCAGACAAUGUCCUCCUCUCGUCUCGUGGCGCAGUCAAGAUCACCGAUUUCGGUUUCUGCGCGAAGCUGACGGAGCAGCGCUCUAAGCGUGCGACCAUGGUCGGUACCCCCUACUGGAUGGCGCCAGAAGUGGUGAAGCAGAAAGAAUACGGCUCCAAGGUCGACAUCUGGUCGUUGGGAAUCAUGGCCAUCGAGAUGAUCGAAUCAGAACCGCCCUACCUUAACGAGGAGCCACUGAAGGCUUUGUACCUGAUCGCCACCAACGGCACGCCGAGACUGAAGAAGCCCGAAAAAUUGUCUAAGGAGCUCAAGGCGUUCCUCAGUGUCUGCCUGUGCGUGGAUGUGAAGAGCCGAGCUACGGCUGAGGAGCUUGGGCGCCAUGAGUUCUUGCAGCACGGAUGUUCUCUGCAGAGCCUCAGUGAGCUUUUGAAAUUCAGGAAAGGAGGCGGGCACUAG
Molecule: messenger RNA, 2805 nt
Organism: Lecanosticta acicola
Lineage: Eukaryota; Fungi; Ascomycota; Dothideomycetes; Mycosphaerellales; Mycosphaerellaceae
Source: the annotation of a GenBank genome assembly